AUGAUCACUAUUGUUUUAGUCUAUGAUGAGAUGGGGAAUAUAUUUGUGAAGAAACCUAAAGUAACUGAUGUGGAUCGUGCAAUUCUAGCACUCAAGACCCAGAGACGCAAACUUGCUCAAUAUCAACAAAAGCUUGAUGCUGUUAUUGAAGCAGAAAAGCAAGCUGCACGAGACUUGAUUCGUGAAAAGAAGAAAGAUAGGGCCUUGUUGGCAUUGAAGAAAAAAAAGACGCAAGAAGAAUUGUUGAAGCAAGUUGACGCCUGGCUUAUAAAUGUUGAGCAACAAUUAGCAGAUAUUGAACUGGCAAGCAAGCAGAAAGCCGUGUUUGAAAGUUUAAAGGCUGGUAAUCAUGCAAUGAAAGCCAUACAAAGUGAGAUAAACAUUGAGGAUGUUCAGAAACUUAUGGAUGAAACUGCUGAAGCUAAAGCUUAUCAAGAUGAAAUUAAUGCAAUACUUGGGGAGCAACUAUCAGCAGAAGAUGAAGAAGAGGUUUUGGCAGAGUUUGAGAACUUGGAAACACUGCUUGCAGUCGAAGAUCUUCCCGAAGUUCCUACCACAGUUCCUGAAGAGAUUAAUGAAAAGUUGGACCUUCCUGAUGUUCCAACCAAGGCACCAGUUACCAACGAUGCUGAAGUAACUAUAAAAAGAACAGUUACGGAAGAACCAUUGGAAGCUUGAAGAACAUUGUGAAUUUGUGACAGAAACACUUCAACUGCUUUGAAAAUCAAAGUGGAGCUACUGGAGUUUUGAAUGGUUUUAGUAUUUGUUGUGAAAUUUAAUUUGUACAGAUGUGCAUAUAUGAUACUUUUUCCAUUUCUAUUUGGUAAGGUUUUUUCACAAAAAAAAUAAAUAUAAAUGACCAAAGGAGUGAAAUAAUUUUACCGAUCAUCCUUAAACAAGUGGUAAAUGCUUGUUUGCGUGUGCAUGCAUACACAUGUUUGUAAAACUUAAGUUAGCAUGGCAAAUAUGUUAGGCCUUGGUCAAGGAACAAUAA
Messenger RNA from Trifolium pratense (red clover), 994 nucleotides. RefSeq names its product vacuolar protein sorting-associated protein 20 homolog 2-like. The record is from RefSeq and is a predicted model, not a curated record. Bases 1 to 678 code for a protein of 225 amino acids. Gene Ontology annotation, biological process: late endosome to vacuole transport via multivesicular body sorting pathway; vesicle budding from membrane. The transcript is spliced from 6 exons. Gene Ontology annotation, cellular component: ESCRT III complex; multivesicular body. Lineage: Eukaryota; Viridiplantae; Streptophyta; Magnoliopsida; Fabales; Fabaceae.